This is a messenger RNA of Pseudopipra pipra, 1274 nucleotides long. RefSeq names its product GINS complex subunit 2 (gene GINS2). Bases 136 to 693 code for a protein of 185 amino acids. Gene Ontology annotation, cellular component: nucleus; GINS complex. Lineage: Eukaryota; Metazoa; Chordata; Aves; Passeriformes; Pipridae. The transcript has 5 exons. Gene Ontology annotation, biological process: double-strand break repair via break-induced replication; DNA replication. The record is from RefSeq and is a predicted model, not a curated record.
GGGCAGUGCAGCCAAUCGGGAGCGAGGGCGCGCACCCGGUUGGGUCCCGGGGUGGUCCCGGUUCGAUCCCAGUGCCAUCCCGGUUCGAUCCCGUUUUGAUCCUGGUUCUGAACCCCGCCGGGUCCCGCUCGCCGAAUGGAGCCGGCCGAGGUGGAGUUUCUGGCCGAGAAGGAACUGGUGACGAUCGUGCCCAACUUCAGCCUGGACCGGAUUCACCUCAUCGGGGGAGAUCUGGGUCCUUUCAAUCCUGGUUUGCCAGUAGAAGUGCCUGUCUGGUUGGCCAUUAAUCUGAAGCAGAGGCAGAAGUGUCGGCUGAUUCCUCCAGAAUGGAUGGAUGUUGGAAAACUGGAGGAAAUCCGGGACCAGGAACGGAAGGAGGACACAUUCACUCCAAUGCCCAGUCCCUAUUACAUGGAACUCACCAAGCUGCUGUUGAACUAUGCCUCAGACAACAUUCCCAAAGCCGACGAGAUCCGGACGCUGGUGAAGGAUACGUGGGAUACCAGGAUGGCCAAGCUGCGGCUGUCCGCGGACAGCUUCGUGCGGCAGCAGGAGGCUCACGCCAAGCUGGAUAACUUAACCUUGAUGGAGAUCAACACGACUGGGACUUUCCUCACUCAAGCCUUGGAUCACAUGUACAAGCUCCGGACUAACCUCCAGCCUGGCGAGAGUGCCCACUCCCAGGAUUUCUGAGCGGGAACUGGAAGGGAGCAGGGCUCUGUUCCUCACCCCUGGGCCUUCAUCUGGCCAGUCCCCACCUCCCUGCACAGACCUCCCGACGCCUCCCGACCCUCAUCCUCCCUCGGCAGCAGCUGCACGGCCUCACAGCCGGGUGGGAAUUGCUCCGAUGGCACCGGAGCGUCCCUGGGAGCCGCUCUGGGGCUCGGUGCGGGAGGUGCCUUGCUGGGCUCUAAUGAGGCUGGGCGGGAUCUCUCCUGUGGUUGUACUUCAGCGAGGGAACUUCUGAGGGCAGCACAGGCCACACACUGCCUUGAAAGCCAUAAAUUUCGAGGCGGUGCUUCGCCAUGGAUUUUCUCAGAGCCUUGGGAAAAAAAAAAAAAAAGGGGAAGAUGUGCCGGCAAUGAGGUGUCUGCUGGGGAGAUCAGCUGGGAAGCAGAUCCAUCUGCUCUUUGGAGGACAAAGGAAAUGGCUUUCCCUCUCCAAAGCCAGGCUAUUGGGAAAUAUACAUCUGACUGGGGUUUUUUUAAAAUAUUUUGCCUUUUUAAUCUGCAACUGUGUAUAAAAAAAAUAAUAAAAAUAAUAAUAAAAAAUAA